Messenger RNA from Papaver somniferum (opium poppy), 2819 nucleotides. Its product is annotated as pentatricopeptide repeat-containing protein At3g03580. Gene Ontology annotation, molecular function: zinc ion binding; protein binding; RNA binding. Bases 24 to 2693 code for a protein of 889 amino acids. The transcript has a single exon. Gene Ontology annotation, biological process: RNA modification. Lineage: Eukaryota; Viridiplantae; Streptophyta; Magnoliopsida; Ranunculales; Papaveraceae. The record is from RefSeq and is a predicted model, not a curated record.
UCAAACUCCCGCCAAAACUCUUCAUGAUCCGCAGAUUUUACUCAGGAAAUCAAGAAUUUAUCCGUUCUUUGAUUUCAAAGUCAUUGUCAAUUAUAAAAUCGCAUCGACAAUUGACUCAAGUUCACUCUGUAAUCAUCACUUCUGGAUUUGAACAAUUUGUUUUCUUCUCUACUAAACUUAUAACUAAAUACUCGCAAUUUCGAGACUGUAAUUCGUCUAGAUCUGUUUUCGAUCAGGUUUCAAACAAAAAUAACGUUUUUCUAUGGAAUUCAAUCAUAAGAGCACUAACCCAGAAUGGGAUUUUCUCAGAAUCUCUGGAACUUUUCUUCAAAAUGAGAAGCUUGGGUCUAAGACCAGACAAUUUUACUUUUCCAUCUGUUAUCAAUGCUUGUGCUGGUUUAUCAGAUAUGGAGAACGGUAAAUUCGUUCAUGAGUGUAUUUUAGAAAUGGGGUUCGGUUCAGAUUUGUUUGUCUGUAAUGCUCUGAUCGAUAUGUACUCAAGGUUUAGGUGUCUAGAUGAAGCUCGUAAUCUGUUCGAUAAAAUGUCUCAAAGAGAUAUAGUUAGUUGGAAUUGUUUGAUUUCGGGUUACUCCGCCAAUAAAGAGUGGAUAGAAGCGGUAGAAAUAUUUAGUUUAUCGAGGAAUUCUGGUUUGCUUCCUGAUUCCUUCACUGUUUCGAGCAUUUUGCCUGCAUUCGGUAAUAUGUUUUAUGUCGAAGAGGGUUUGAUCAUCCAUGGACUAAUUCAUAAAAUUGGAGUUGAUUCGGAUAGAUUGAUAAACAAUGGACUUAUCUCAAUGUACUGUAAAUUUGAAAGCUUAAAUGAUGCUCGGAAAGUUUUUGACGAGAUGGGGAGUAGAGAUAAUGUUUCGUGGAACACAAUGAUUUGCGGAUACUCACAAGUUGGAUUGUUUAGCGAUGCAAUCAUGAUGUUUAAAGAUAUGAUUAUUAGAUUUAAACCGGAUUUGUUAACACUUACCGAUGUUCUUAAAGCUUGUGGUCACAUGAAAGAUUUGGAAUUUGGGAAGUUUGUUCAUGAGUACAUGAAAAGUAAAGGAUUUAACUGUAGUACUUUGGCUGGCAACAUUCUCAUUACAAUGUACGCUAGAUGUGGGGAUUUAUGUUCUUCCCUGGGAGUAUUUGAUCAGUUGCCGGUUAGAGAUUCUGUUUCGUGGAAUUCUUUGAUCAGCGGCUACAUAGAUAGCAAGUGUUAUGGUGAAGUGAUUAAGCUUUUUAAGAUGAUGAAUGACUCAGAAGUAAAACCAGAUUCUGUCACUCAUCUAAUGCUCCUUUCAAUGUGUACUGAACAAGCAGAAUUUAUCCAUGGGAAGGUACUCCAUUGUAAUGUAUUAAAAAUGGGAUUCAAUUCAAGUUUGACAGUAUCCAACGCAAUUUUGGGUAUGUAUGCAAAAUGUGGUAGUUCAGAAGAUUCGCUUAAACAGUUUGAGGAGAUGAAAAUACGGGAUGCAGUAACCUGGAACACUCUGAUAUCUGGUUCUGUUCACUCGGGAAAUUGUGAAUUAGGGUUGAAAGUUAUCAGCCAAAUGAGGACAGAGGGGUUGAUCCCGGAUUGCGCUACCAUGUUAUCAAUAUUACCUGCCUGUUCUUUCUUGGCAAUCAAAAAGCAAGGUAAAGAAAUCCAUGGCUCCAUACUGAAAUUCGGGUUGGAUUCAGAGGUUCACAUUGGCAAUGCGUUGAUUGAAAUGUACUCCAAGUGUGGAAGUCUACAAAACGCUCUCCAUGUAUUCAACUCCCUGAAAAUGAAGGACGUGGUGACUUGGACUGCUCUGGUUUCUGCUUAUGGGAUGUAUGGUGAAGGUAAGAAAGCUCUGAGGGCUUUCUCUGAAAUGGAGUCCAUGGGUAUUCUCCCAGAUCGUAUAGCUUUUGUUGCUAUUAUUUAUGCUUGUAGUCAUUCGGGUUUGAUCCAAGAAGGUUUACAGUGUUUUCAUCAAAUGAAAGAUAACUAUAGAAUCAAACCCGAGGCUGAACAUUAUGCUUGUGUAGUGGAUCUUCUAUCUAGAUCAGGUCAUUUAGAUGAAGCAGAGAAAUUUAUACUCGAGAUGCCAGUAAAACCAGAUGCAAGUAUCUGGGGAGCUUUACUAAGUGCUUGUCGUUCGAGCACGAGUGGGUCUCAAAUUUCAGAACGAGUUUCAAAGAGAAUUCUCGGAUGUGAUCCAAACAAUACUGGUUACUAUAUUCUAGUAUCAAACGUAUAUGCAGGUUUAGGAAAGUGGGAACAAGUUAGUAGGAUUCGGAAAUCCAUGAAAGGUAAAGGGCUUAAAAAGGAAGUGGGUUGCAGUUGGAUUGAAAUUCAAAACAGGGUUUAUGUUUUUGGAACAGGAAAUAGAUAUAUCGAACAGUCAGAAGAAAUUCAUAAGUUACUCAAAAAACUGUCAAGAUUAAUGGUUAAAGAAGGUUAUGUUGCAGAUAAGAAAUCUGUUCUUCAUGAUGUUGCCGAUGAUGAGAAAAUGGAUAUGCUUUGCGGGCAUAGUGAACGAUUGGCAAUUGCUUUUGGAUUGUUAAAUACAAAACCUGGUACUAAAUUACAGAUCAUGAAGAAUCUUAGAGUUUGUGGGGAUUGCCAUACUGUGACUAAAUACAUUUCGAAAAUAAUGAACAGAGAGUUAUUAGUUAGAGAUGGUAAUCGAUUUCAUUUGUUCAAAGAUGGAGUUUGUAGUUGUGGUGAUUUUUGGUGACAUUUGAUUUCUUUGUCUAAUUCCAUUCUGGAUCGAGUGAAGAACAAAUCCCAUUAACCGUUGUAAAGCAAAGGUCCUUCAAUGGAUUCAUUCAUUCUUUUUAAUCAUUCAAUGACAUUUUAAAUG